Messenger RNA from Asterias rubens (European starfish), 3368 nucleotides. Its product is annotated as SCY1-like protein 2. Gene Ontology annotation, biological process: protein phosphorylation. Gene Ontology annotation, molecular function: protein kinase activity; ATP binding. The record is from RefSeq and is a predicted model, not a curated record. Lineage: Eukaryota; Metazoa; Echinodermata; Asteroidea; Forcipulatida; Asteriidae. Bases 101 to 3070 code for a protein of 989 amino acids. The transcript has 15 exons.
CCGGACACACACAGUGAUUCACACAAUGUGAUAGUUGCAAGUUACCAAGAAAGAGCGAGUUGUUCUUACAAGAGAGACGUUGUAUAAUUUCCAGAUCGACAUGGAGAUGUUCAAUCGACUGAAAAGCACAGUUGGCGGAUUAAUUGGGAAUCCCGUUGUAGGUCAGUAUGACAUCACAGGCCUGAUUGCCACCGGUGGAUUAAAUUGCCUCUGGAAGAUCUAUCAUGGAGUCAAACGAUCAACAAAGCAGGAGGCAGCAGUCUUUGUAUUUGAGAAGAAGCUUUUAGAGCGUUUCCAUAAGAAGGAUCGUGAGUACGUCUUGGAGGUGUUGAGACGAGGGCCGACCCAGUUGACAAAGCUGAGACACCCAUGUCUCCUGACGAUACAAACCCCAAUGGAAGAAUCAAGAGAUAGCUUGGCCUUUGCUACGGAGCCAGUUUUUGCCAGUUUGGCCAAUGUAUUGGGUUGCCAUGACAACCUGAGUCCGAUACCUGACAUUCUGAAGGGUCAUGAGCUGUUCGAGGUGGAGAUCAAAUAUGGGCUGUUGCAGGUCACAGAAGGGCUGAAAUUCCUGCAUAAUGACGUUCAUAUGAUUCACGGUAAUCUAAAUCCAGAGAAUAUCAUACUCAACGCUAACGGAGCCUGGAAACUGGCUGGCUUUGAUUUCUGCAGUCAGUCAAUCACACCUCAGGAUCAAAUGGCGAGUUUCCCAAUGAAGGAAUGGAGCUCGGACCUCCCAGCGUCAGCCCAGCCGAAGUUAGAAUACCUUGCCCCUGAGUAUGUCUUAACGAUGAGCUGCGAUACUGCUAGUGACUUAUUCUCUCUAGGAAUGCUGAUGUAUGCUGUUAUGAAUCGAGGAAAGACCAUGUUCCAAUGUAAUGAAAACAUACAGACGUUCAAGCGAAACUGUGAGCAGCUCCGUACGGUUAACAUGUCACUACUCGGUAGUCUUAGUGAGGGUUUGAAGGAGUAUGUUAAGAUGUUACUCAGCUCUACCCCAACGGUCCGACCUGAUGCUGAUCAAAUAUCAAAGAUUCCCUUCUUUGAGGAUGUUGGUUCGAUGACCUUGCAGUACUUGGACUCCUUAUUUCAGCAAGAUAACCUCGCCAAGUCACAGUUCUUCAAAGGGCUUCCCAAAGUGCUGACAAAUCUCCCAAAGAGAGUUGUACAUCAGAGAGUUUUACCCUGCCUCAGUAAGGAGUUAGUCAAUCGAGACAUGGUGCCGUUUGUUCUUCCUAACAUCCUACACAUUGCAGACGCUUGCUCGGACCAGGAGUACGUCAAACUGGUCCUGCCUGAACUCAAGCCCGUCUUUAAAAUACAGGAGCCAGUGCAGGUGAUGUUAAUAUUUAUGCAGAGGAUGGACAUGUUGCUGACCAAAACACCUAAAGAUGACAUUAAGAAUCACGUAUUGCCGCUGGUGUAUAGGGCACUAGAAGCACCCUCACCACAAAUACAGGAGUUGUGUCUGACCAUUCUCCCCACGUUUGCAGGAAUGAUUGACCAGGCCUCUAUGAAGCACUCCAUCAUUCCACGCAUCAAGAAACUUUGUUUAGAGACAGACCGUCUAUCGUCACGUGUUGGAAGCCUGGUAUGUACUGGCAAACUGAUGGAAUACAUGGAUAAAUGGUUUGUCAUUGAUGAAGUGUUGCCAAUGGUGAUGGCAAUACCAUCCAGAGAACCCGCCGUCCUUAUGGGAAUAUUAGGUAUCAUCAAGUUAUCGAUUGGUCACAAGAAGCUUGGAAUAACUAAGGAUCUUGCAGCCAGCAAGCUUCUUCCGUUUCUAUUCCCCCUGAGCAUCGACAACAAUCUUAACCUCAACCAAUUUAAUGCCUUCAUGUCAGUAAUUAAAGAGUUGAUCCGCCAUGUUGAGAAUGAACAACGAGGGAAACUUGAACAACUCAACUCCAUGCAAGAAGAACAAAAGACAUCUGUGGAUUUUAACCAGAAGCUUCAGAGCCAAACCAAGUUAGAUGAAAACCCAUUUGCAGGUUUGGGCGUUAGUAAAACCAAUGGACAGGCAGACUCAAUGAUGGAUGAUAUGUUUAAGACAUUUGGCUUGAGUGAAUACAUCGGGGAUGGUGCAGACAAAGUGGAAGCUGUUAACCGUGGAACCGCUCCCAACAGCUCUAAACCGGAUAAAACCAGUUCAUCUACUUCACUAGCCUCAGGUUCAGCCACUAAGUACAAGCAGCAAUCUAAGGUCUCAUUGUCAAUGGAGGAGAAGCAGAGAAUACAAAAGGAACAGGAAUUCCAGCAGAGGGUGAAGAAUCAAAAGCCAAUAACACCUGUUGAGAAGACUAAGCAAGAGCCCAAACCACAGGCUAAGGACUUGUCCAGUAUGCUAAUGGAAUCCUCUCUAGGUACAAAGCCAAACUAUUCUUCAGCUGGGACAAACAGUGCAAUGGGAGUAGGCUUAAAUCAAGCCGCUAGUUCCUUUGGUAAUAGUAACAGUAUGGGUGGCCAGACAUGGGGCAUGGCCACACCAAUGGGAGGAGUGUCUGCAAUGCAGACUAGUCAAUCAACUUUAAGCGGAGCAGGAAGACCCGGGAUUGGAUUAGGAGCCGACCAAUCAACAUUCAAACAAAAACCAAACAUGGCCGCUUUUGAUAGUUUACUUGGACCAUCACAAUCACAGAAAUCGAAACAAAAGUUGAAUCAGAUGACUCCAAAACCUGCAGGAGGAACUCAAAGCAUGAUGGGAAAUCAGGGCAUGAUUGGAAAUCAAGGCAUUAUGGGAAAUCAGGGAAUGAUGGGCAAUCAGGGGAAGAUAGGAAACCAGGGCAUGAUGGGAAAUCAAAGCAUGAUGGGAAACCAGGGCAUGAUGGGAAAUCAAAGCAUGAUGGGAAACCAGGGCAUGAUGGGAAAUCAAAGCAUGAUGGGAAACCAAGGCAUGAUGGGAAACCAGGGCAUGAUGGGUAGACAGUCACCAGGAAGGAUGGGAAAUCCUCAAAGCUCGAUGGGUGGCCAGCAGCAAAGCAUGAUGGGAGGAUUUGAUCCGCUUUCGUCGGCUCAACCCUCAAAGCAACCAGCUAAGAAAUCUAACGACCUUCUAGGAUUCUUAGGAUGAGAUUUUUGUACAGGGAAAUCAAUUUCCAAGACGAUCACAACAAAAUUACUGCAGAAAGUCAAUGAGUGCGUUUUGGCAACGCCAACGAGAAACAUUGGUCAUCGGUUGAGCGUUCGCGUGUUCGGUUGAGCGCGGUGAUGAUGCUGUUCAGACUAACCGGUAACCGACUUGUGGACUCGGUUGGGCUUUGAUCGGGGUCGCCAAUUAAAUCGACUCAAUUUCUGAACUGUAUAAUGGCAGGGCUGAUUAAAUUGGCCCAUAUCUGUGUUGGCAGCAACACAUCGUUUUACCUUAAAAA